This is a messenger RNA of Engraulis encrasicolus (European anchovy), 2275 nucleotides long. It is a transcript of the gene p4htma, whose product is annotated as prolyl 4-hydroxylase, transmembrane a. Gene Ontology annotation, cellular component: endoplasmic reticulum. Bases 361 to 1824 code for a protein of 487 amino acids. The record is from RefSeq and is a predicted model, not a curated record. NCBI's taxonomy places the organism in Eukaryota, Metazoa, Chordata, Actinopteri, Clupeiformes, Engraulidae. The transcript has 9 exons. Gene Ontology annotation, biological process: peptidyl-proline hydroxylation to 4-hydroxy-L-proline. Gene Ontology annotation, molecular function: iron ion binding; L-ascorbic acid binding; procollagen-proline 4-dioxygenase activity.
CCUCAGGUCUGCUGCUACAGCAGGACUAGCCGAAUAAAUUGUUGUAUCGUAGGCUGCGCUCACCACUCUCCUGUCAUACACUGGGCUUGACAGUGAAGCAAAACAACGCAGUUUUAUUACGACAGGGUAGACGGGAAAGUGAUUUUGUGAGUUUUAAAUGGUAUUUGCCUUUUACAGGUUAAAAGGCCGAUUCCUGUGCUUGAUGUGGAACAUACACCUGCAAGGAAGUCGACACCUGUGCCAGAGCACCAUGCACCGUUAUCUGGUUUGACAUUGACUAGAGAGGACACCGGAAUUUAAAGGGCGGUUUAAGUGCCAGUGAAGUGUCAUGGUGUUAAUUGUGUUUUGACGAACACAGCUAUGAUGGAAUACGAGGAGGACACCUUGCCCGAUGAUGCUUGCGGGGAUGGGCACCCGCUAAAGCUGUCUCCUCGCCCCCCUCCUUACCGAGUUAACAUCCAGAAGAGCAAUGUGUGCUCAAGAGCCUACUUUGUGGUGGUCAUGGUGUUCUUCCAUCUUUACAUAAUCAACGUCAUUGCUCUACUUCUGUACGUUCACUACAAUACUGGGGAAGUCAGGUCCGGUGAGGAAUCGGCCACGGAUACCAGCAGUAGGAACACCCACCAUCCUCCUCUUGAUCCGCAUCCCCAUCAUCCUUCCGAUUCGGACCUGAACCUUGAGCUGUCAUAUCGUCUCCCUCGCUUGGAGGGAAUUCGGGUGGGUCACGUGCAGAGAGUGUCGCUGGUGGAUGAUCGAGCCCAUGAGAUGCGCACCCUGAGUCUCAAACCUCUUCUGUUCGAGAUCCCCGGCUUCCUGUCUGUGGAGGAGAGCAGUGUGGUGAUGCAGCUGGCCCAGCUGAAGGGCCUCACCCACAGCUCCCCCGCGGGGCCCCUGGAGGGGCCCGACGAGCAGCUCAGCCAGGAUGAGCUCUUCGGCCUGCUAGACCUCAACCAGGACGGCCUGCUCCAGAGAGACGAGAUCCUGAGUCUCUCCCACUCUCCGGACACGACCUUUCUGAACUCACGCCACCUCCGGGAACUCCACACUGAGCUGGAGGCUAAACCAUCUGGUGUUUUAUCCCUUGAGGACUUCAGGCGUGUGACUGGCAGUGUGUUGCAGAAGGAGGGGUCUGCAGGAUCAGACGCAGGGGACAGGUGGACACAGCGCCGGCACAAGAGCACACAUGCACGCCUGCACCUGGGAACUGGAGCUCACCGCACACUCCAGAACAUCAGAACCAGAGUGACCCGUCUGUCUCACCUGCCCUCCUCAUUGGUGGAGCUGAGUGAGCCGUUGGAGGUGGUGCGCUAUGAGCUGGGUGGCUAUAGCCACGCCCACUACGACAGCAGCUCCGCCCACCCAGACACCAGCUGUGCACACACUCACCUGGCAGCCAACACCUCCACACUGCACCAGGUCCCCUGCAGGUACAUGACCGUGCUGCUGCAUCUGAAUGCAGUGGAGAGCGGGGGAGAGACCAGCUUCCCCGUGGCCGACAACAGGACCUACGAGGAGGAGGCGCUGGGUGAUCUGGCACAGCAAUAUUGUGACAAGGGCAAUUUGAAAGUGAAGCCAGCAGCAGGCACGGCUCUUCUCUGGUACAAUCACCUGUCAGACGGCUACGGUUGGAUGGGGGAGCUGGAUGAGUUCUCUCUGCACGGUGACUGCGUGGUGACACGCGGCCCAAAGUGGACCGGCAGCGUCUGGGUCAACCUGGACCCGGACCAGCAGAGGCAGGCCCACUACCAGCGCCUGGUCUCCCGCCAACCAGACAGCCAAACCCUGCACUCUCGUCACAGUAACCACGUCCACCAGGACUUGUGAGCGCCGCUAGAAAAACACUCAAAUCCCUCAAAUGUCCUCAGUUGAGGAAACGGAAGCUUAUUUGCUGUUUUUUAUGCCAUGGUUCGAGGAUUUUUUAAAAAUCAGUUCAUGUCUUUUUGUGGUUCAUUCGAAUGUUCGAAUCAUUCCCUACCCAGAUUUACAUGUUUAACAAUUUUAAGGAUGUUUGUGUGUUCUCCACGUCAUUGGUUUACAAUGUUGUCGUUGUUUUUUUCACUGUGUGUGGUUUACAAUUUAUGCAGUGCACUGAGCAUUUUAUUCACUCAUUCCUUUAUUUAUAUAUCAUUUUUGAAUGUUUGUUUAUUAUUUUUUCAGAUUCUUUUAAGAAUGUAUCGAAUUACUUGUAAAAAGUUUGGAGUAUAAUGGUAUUUAAAUGAGUAUUAAUUAAAGAUACGUUAUAAAUCAUUAAACUGUUAUUUAUUCUGAAAAAAGA